Messenger RNA from Nanorana parkeri, 3712 nucleotides. RefSeq names its product kinesin family member 4A (gene KIF4A). NCBI's taxonomy places the organism in Eukaryota, Metazoa, Chordata, Amphibia, Anura, Dicroglossidae. Bases 14 to 3712 code for a protein of 1232 amino acids. The record is from RefSeq and is a predicted model, not a curated record. The transcript is spliced from 30 exons. Gene Ontology annotation, molecular function: microtubule binding; microtubule motor activity; ATP binding. Gene Ontology annotation, biological process: microtubule-based movement; mitotic spindle organization.
GUAUUGUUAGAACAUGGGAAAAGAUGAAGGGAUCCCGGUCCGUGUUGUUUUGAGGUGCCGUCCUUUGGUCCAGAAAGAAGUGAAUGAAAUUAUUUUCUCAUUUGCACAUGUUGAUGUUUCUGUUCCGCAGGUCGUUGUUGGCAACGAUAAAGCUUUUACAUACGAUUAUGUAUUUGACCCGGCAACUGAGCAGGAAGAGGUGUACAAUUCCGCAGUAGCACCACUUAUUCAAGGUUUGUUUAAAGGUUACAAUGCAACAGUCCUGGCCUAUGGACAAACAGGUUCUGGCAAAACCUACUCCAUGGGAGGCACUUACACGCAAGACCAAGAGAACGAGAUGACCGUGGGGGUCAUCCCUAGAGUAGUUAAGGCUUUGUUUAGGGAAAUCGAGCAGCGGGAUGACUGGGAAUUUCUGCUAAGGGUGUCCUAUCUGGAGAUAUACAAUGAGGAAAUUCUCGAUCUUCUCUUUACUCCUCGAGAUAAAACAUGUCCGAUAAGCAUCCGUGAAGAUCCCAAGGAAGGCAUCAAGAUCUGCGGCUUAACCGAGCGUGAUGUGAAGACGGCCCUGGAUAUGGUGUCUUGUCUGGAGCAAGGGAAUAGUUCUCGUACUGUUGCUUCUACUGCUAUGAACUCCCAAUCCUCCCGAUCGCACGCCAUCUUCACCAUUUGUAUAGAGCAGAGGAAAAAAGAAGACAAGAACAACAGUUUCCGUUCCAAAUUGCACCUUGUCGAUCUGGCUGGGUCUGAAAGACAGAAGAAAACAAAGGCAGAGGGAGAUCGUUUGAAGGAAGGUAUCAGCAUUAACCGUGGCUUGUUAUGUUUGGGAAAUGUCAUCAGCGCUUUGGGGGAUGAAUCAAAGAAAGGAGGAUUUGUGCCAUACAGAGAUUCGAAGUUAACUCGUCUUUUACAAGAUUCCCUUGGGGGUAACAGUCAUACUCUGAUGAUCGCAUGCGUCAGUCCUGCUGAUUCGAACAUGGAGGAGACUCUAAACACCUUGCGCUAUGCAGACCGAGCCAGAAAGAUCAAGAAUAAGCCCAUUGUCAACACCGAUCCACAAGCUGCAGAACUUCAACGUAUGAAGCAACAGGUUCAGGAUCUGCAGGUUUUAUUGCUGCAAGCCCACGGAGGGACAUUACCUGUUAUGACAAAUAUGGAGCCAUCUGAAAAUCUUCAGUCUCUACUGAUAAAAACGAAAAACUUGGAACAGGAAAAUGGCAAGUUGAGUCGGGAGCUGAGCGAGGCGGCUGAACAGACGGCGCAGUUUCUGGAGAAGAUAAUCUUGACUGAACAUGAAAAUGAAAAACUCACCAGUAAAAUAGAUGAGCUUCGGCAACAUGCAGCAUGCAAAGUGGAUCUGCAGAAGUUGGUGGAAACCCUGGAAGACCAGGAGCAGAAGGAUAAUGUGGAGGUGAUCCGCAACUUACAGCAUCUUAUCAGCCAUCUCCAGGAUGAAAGCUCAGGAAUUGCAGCAUCGAUCGAGGCUAGGCAAAAGGUGGCCCAACGAAGUACUGAUGGGGCCGAUUCGGACGGUGGAGAGAAACGCAGUUCUGAUGGGUAUUCCACUCACCAUGCCCUCAGACAGGCUCAGCUCUCCAAGGAACUGAUAGAGCUAAACAAGGUAUUGCUGAUAAAGGAAGCCUUGGCCAGGAAGAUGGCACAGAAUGACAGCCACAUGGAGCCCAUCCAGAAUGAAUACCAGAAUAAUAUCAAGAACUUGGAAAGUGAAGUCGGGGCAUUGCAGAAAGAGAAGGAAGAACUGAUUCUGGCUCUUCACUCUGCCAAGAAAGACACCAACCAAGCCAAGCUUAGUGAGAGACGGCGAAAGAGAUUGCAAGAGUUGGAGGGUCAGAUGGGCGACCUGAGGAAAAAGCUGAAUGAGCAAUCAAAGCUUCUGAAAAUCAGAGAAUCUUCUGAGAAAACAGUCGGCAAACUUAACCAGGAGAUCCAGGGCAUGAAAAUGCAGCGGGUUCAGCUUAUGAAGCAGAUGAAAGAGGAUGCGGAGAAGUUUCGCUCUUUCAAGCAGGAAAAAACUAAGGAAGUUAUUCAACUUAAAGAGCGAGAUCGUAAGCGUCAGUAUGAGCUGCUGAAGUUGGAGAGAGACUUCCAGAAGCAAGCCAGUGUGCUGCGGAGGAAAUCCGAAGAGGCAGCGACUGCUAAUAAACGUUUGAAGGAAGCCCUACUGAAACAGAGAGAAGCCAUGGACCGACGCAAGGAUGCCCAGAAUAAAGGCAUGGAGGGAGCAGCCACGAGGGUCAAGAACUGGCUAGCCAGCGAGGUGGAGGUUCUUGCGAGCACAGAGGAAGCACAGGGACAUUUGAAUGAUCUCCUUGAAGACCGAAAGAUUCUGGCUCAAGAUAUAGUCCAGCUGAAGCAGAAGAGAGAAGCGGGAGAACGCAUACCUCCAAAGAUACGGAGACGAACCUACACUGUGACAGAACUCGAGAACAUGGAGGAAGACCAGGCGAUCACCAGACAGAUCGAGAGCUUAGAGACUGAGAUGGAGCUCAGGAGUGCUCAAAUAGCCGACCUGCAGCAAAAGUUGUUGGAUGCCGCCAGUGAGGAAGAACGGGGGAAACAGAGAUGGGAAACCAUCCGGAAUAUCAUGGAGGCCAAAUGUGCUGUCAAAUAUUUAAUGGGAGAGCUGGUCUCUACCAAAGUUCAGAACAGUAAAAUUGAAAGUAACCUGAAGCAGAGCCGGGCCCAAUUCGCCGAUCUCCAGAAAACAAUCUUUGAGGAAAGAAAGCAGAUGGCGGAAAUGGAGACGGAGCAUCAAAGUCAGCUAAUGGAGAUGGAGCAGCAGCAUCAGGAAAAGAUUCUUUACCUGCUGAGUCAGCUGCAGCAGAAACAAUCAGUCAGUCCUUUGGAUCAGGAGCCGACCGAAGACCAAGCCACAGAAAGGGAGAAGCAAUUGAUGGAGAGACUCAAGUUCCAGGAUGAAGAAAUUGAGAAGAUGAGGGAGCUGUGUGAAAAGAACAAUCAACUCAUUCAAGAAAAUGACUUGUAUAAACAGAAACUGGCACUUCUUCAGGUUGCAAGUGGAAAGAAGAUGUACAGUCCCCUAAAAGAGAAAUUCCUGACGAACUCCCCGGACUCUCCCUUUGAUUUCGUUCCUCCCAAGCCCAAAAAUCUGCGCCGCACCACAGCCAGAGCACCCACGUUGAUGCUGGAGGACUUGUUAUCUGAAUCGGACGAGUCUGGAAACGAAGAUGAAACGCGCGACAAAAACUGGGUACCGGGUCAGAAUGUUAAACCGUCGAGGAAACAGACGAGUGGGUGCUCAUGUAAAGCUCGCUGCUCCACUAAAAUGUGCCGCUGCAGGAAGAAUAAGCAGAACUGUUCGGAAGACUGCAGCUGUGACACUUCCAAGUGUCGCAAUAUAGACCACUUCUCGGAUGACACUAAUAGUGAGGAUCCCUCCCAGGAGUCUGAGAACUCAGAUAGAAUGGACUCAAUUGCAGAUCCCACUACUGGAAGUUCAUUCUUCUCCGAACCUUGUGUGAUACCGACUAAAAAGGUGCUCCGUGAAAUAAGCGACAUCGGCCAGAUGUUCUCCAUGAAGCUGCAGCGCAAACCGUCCAUGGCUUCGGGAAAUCCGCCGUCCGAGGAGCCUCAGGACAAGCAGACGUCGUUCCUGAAGAAGAAGAAGAAAGUUUUGUGUAACAGCAACGUCAGCUUCUUCUCUGGCUGCUCACCGAUCAUAGAAGACGAAUAG